CGCUGCUUGAGCCACAUUGCAUGGUUAUAAUUACAACUUAUAAAGGAUGUUUUGUAUGACAAAAUUAUACCUUAACCAUUUUAAAUGCAAAAGUAAAUGUAUGCGCUGAUUUAGGGACAACUAGGUCUGGCAAUAGCUAUAACGUUAGGCAGCUGUCAUUAUGUACUUUGGCCAGCCGUCACUUGUCUGUUGAGGGAGAGUCGAGGUGUACACAAGAACAUAUUUGAAUGCAAGAUCAUGACUGAGGAGGCUUUUGAUGUGAUGGUGGUUGGCUCCUGUAUGACUGACUUGGUGAGCCAGGCACCAAGGCUACCCAAAGCCGGGGAAACCAUCCAUGGUCACAAGUUCUUCAUUGGCUUUGGAGGGAAAGGGGCCAACCAGUGCAUACAGGCUGCAAAACUGGGGGCCAAAACCGCUAUGGUCUGCAAGGUUGGUAAAGACUUCUUUGGAGACAAUUACAUUCAGAACUUCAAGGACCAUGGGGUACACACAGACUUUGUAGGGCAGACCUCUGACGCAGCCACAGGAGCUGCCUCCAUCAUUGUCAACGAUGCAGGUGAGAAUGCCAUUGUGAUCGUGGCCGGUGCCAACAUGCUGCUGAGCAGUGAGGAGCUGCAGAAAGCUCUUCCAGCCAUCAGUCAUGCAAAAGUUCUGGUGUGCCAGCUGGAGGUCAGCCCGCAGACAUCCUUGCAGGCACUACGCAUGGCUCAGGAAAACAAAGUGAAGACAAUAUUCAACCCAGCACCGGCCAUUCCUGACUUGGAUAAAGAUUUCUACAGAGCCUCUGAUGUGUUUUGCUGUAAUGAGUCUGAGGCUGAGCUGCUGACUGGUUCCUCAGUGACGGAUGUGGAGGAAGCGCAUGCGGCCGGUCAGGAGCUGCUGAAGAGAGGCUGUGGGUCAGUCAUCAUCACUUUGGGAUCCCAAGGGUGUGUGGUUCUCAAGGCACAGGAGCCUGCAGCAAAGAAACAUGUUCAAACUGCUGCAGUCACAACAGUGGAUACUACGGGUGCUGGAGACAGCUUUAUUGGAGCACUGGCAUUUUACAUGGCUCAUUAUCCCACAAUGCCUCUGGAGGAGAUAGCCCGCAGAGCCAAUCAGGUGGCAGGAUUGAGUGUGCAGGCUGUUGGCACGCAGACGUCUUACCCCUUCAAAAAGGACCUGCCGGCUGAGAUGUUCUAAGAGCAGCAAAUCAACAAGUAGACACCAGUAUUAAUGGACCAUUGCUGGAAUAGUCUUAGCGACACAACUGUCAAAUGAAAUGAACAGCUUUUGAGAAAUCCGAGAAUGAACAAUGUCAUGAAAAUACUGAUAACAAUUUAACCAUUUAAUGUUCUUUUACUAUAAACUUGUUCAUGAUAAUUUCAUCGUCAAUAGAAGGUUUAUUUGAAUAGUGCCUAUGUGAUGACACAUCCCCUCUAAUUGACAAACACGUCUUAAAGCUGCGCUAUUAUUUGCCAAUUUCUUCGCAGGUUUCUCUAUAGACCUCCCCCAACAGCUUCAGAGGAGACAUUGGGCAGCUCCUAUGUUUACUUGUGUCUGAUUCCUCUUUCUCUGUUUUACCAACAAUGCUUUCCUAAGUUUGUUUGUUUGUUCCCGGCUCAGCCAUUACGAUAGUGUGAAAAACUCCAUUACUACCUCGUUAGCCGGUUCCUGAAUGGGCGUAUGUGUGCAGUGGCGUGAAGCAAUUUGUUAAAUUGCGAGACCUAAUGUCACGUAAUACUUCCCAACGCUGAGUCCGGCAGCCAAAAGUUGCAAGGGUGUUUUUUUCCACUCACAGGUGCUAGGGGGGAGCGAGACGAACGCCACUCAACUAUAAAAAAUAAAAAAGUCACAACCAUUCCAAUAAUUCCAAAGCUGUUAAGUUAAGCUAAAA
Etheostoma cragini (Arkansas darter) is the source of this 1873-nucleotide messenger RNA. It is a transcript of the gene rbks, whose product is annotated as ribokinase. Gene Ontology annotation, biological process: D-ribose metabolic process. The coding region runs from base 238 to 1179 and encodes 313 amino acids. The record is from RefSeq and is a predicted model, not a curated record. The transcript has 10 exons. Gene Ontology annotation, molecular function: ribokinase activity. NCBI's taxonomy places the organism in Eukaryota, Metazoa, Chordata, Actinopteri, Perciformes, Percidae.